Messenger RNA from Cyanistes caeruleus (blue tit), 2326 nucleotides. RefSeq names its product ADP-ribosyl cyclase/cyclic ADP-ribose hydrolase 2-like. Gene Ontology annotation, cellular component: plasma membrane. The record is from RefSeq and is a predicted model, not a curated record. Gene Ontology annotation, biological process: positive regulation of B cell proliferation. Gene Ontology annotation, molecular function: phosphorus-oxygen lyase activity; NAD+ nucleosidase activity, cyclic ADP-ribose generating. Lineage: Eukaryota; Metazoa; Chordata; Aves; Passeriformes; Paridae.
GGAAUAGUUUAGACACGAGGAAGUGAUGUAUCCCUGUGGUGCAAUCGUUUCAGGAAAUAGUUCAGUUAUAGUUCUCAGCAAGGUUUAUUUUUCCGCCUUUGUCUUGUGUACUGAGCAGUAGCUAGUAGUGAAAAUAGUAAACGUUAAGACUGCAGGUUUCCAUUUAAAUUGUAUCACUGAACUCUUCUUUUUUUUUUUUUUUUUGGGUUUUUUUGGUUUUUUUCCUUUAAAGAAUUUUGAUUGUCAAGAAUUCAUGAUGAUGAGCCGGCUUUUUCCUCUUUUAUUUAUCUCUGUUCUGUGUAUGAACAGCUUCUCGGGAGUGCAGGGAAGGAAAUGGAAAGGUGAAGGUACUACUCAAAACCUGGAAAGUAUUGUCAUUGGAAGAUGCUUUAAUUAUAUAAGAAUUGUGAACCCUGCUGUUGGUGAGAAGAAUUGUUCACAGAUAUGGGAAGCAUUUAAAAAUGCAUUUAUUAACAAGGAUCCUUGCAACAUUCUACCUAAGGAUUAUGAAUUAUUUAUCAAUCUCACAUUCCACACGAUUCCACCUAACAAGUCUCUUUUCUGGGAAAAUAAUCAGCUACUAGUCAAUAGCUUUGCUGACAGAGGACGUCGCUACAUGUCUCUGGGUGAUACUCUGUUUGGCUUCAUUGGAGAUUUUCUGAACUGGUGUGGGCAGGCAGACAGCCCUGGACUGGACUAUGAAUCUUGCCCAACCACGUUGGAAUGUGAGAACAAUGCAGUGGAAUCUUUCUGGAGGAUGGCCUCAAUCACUUAUGCACAGCACAGUUCUGGGGUGAUACAGGUCUUGCUGAAUGGUUCUGCAGAGGGCGGAGCUUAUCCACAGCCAGGUUUCUUUGCAGAUUAUGAAAUACCUAAUCUCCAGAAAGGCAAAAUCUCACAAAUUUUCAUUUGGGUUGUGGAUGAUCUUGAAGGACCAGAUCUAGAUUCCUGUGGAAUUCGGAGUGUAAAGACAUUAGAAACCAGGCUGAAAACUCUUGGUUAUGAUGUUACUUGCACUGACAAUAACAAGUCUGUAAUGUUCUUGCUCUGUCUGGAUAAUCCUGAUAAUUCUAAGUGUGCCCUUGCAUCAUCUGCACCAGCAGUACAAAGAGGACCUAUAUCUUCAGACAGAGGAGGCAGCUGGAACAAGCUCAUGUUUGUUUCUUUUGCAGGCUUUUUGUUCAGAUUUGCUUUAGUGUACUAAGUUAAUCAACUGAAUCCAUAACCUCUGUUUGCCUUAGCUGGCUAUAAAUUUGGCUUCAAUUAAUUUCUAACAUCAGUUUCACCCUACUUUUGGGACUGGCAAACUUACAUAUUAAAACCUUACAUACUAGAUACUGGCUUCUUUUAGUAUCAAAAAUCAAAAAUUAUCCCGCUGCUGCUAGGAAGCCUCACACUUCAUUUUAUUUUCUCUUCUAGAAGAAGUUCAUUGCUAUUUCCUCUUAUCUUUAUUCUCCAGAAUUAAACUGAGAAUAAUACUUCCUGUUCACAUACUUCAGAAAGAAAAAUGAUACUAUGCCUGUCAUACAUCACCCACAGGGAUUACUUGUUUGCAAAACCAUCCUAACAUCUGACCCUGGGAACCAAGUGACUGAUUAUCAUGUUUUGGGAGGGUGAAACAUAAAUUCAAGUGGGGGAGAUCUUAGAUUGCUCGCUUGAUACAAGAUGAAAUAGGUAAGACAGUGGAAAAUAAACUUAUUUUCGUAAGUGGUCCAGUACUUGGGCCAAACUUAAACUAGGGUACAGCAAGUUUCUGGCUGCAUACUUGCACACAAUAUUUUACCAUAUAAUAUCAAUUGCUUCAUCAUCCACACAGCUUUUCCUCAGCUGGCUGUUUCCUGGACACUGGAUAGCAAAUAGACAGAAAUACCAGGUCUAGAAAGUUCCACAGUUUUUCCACCAUGAUGUGAUUUAUGGUAUAUCAAAUUCAGAGAAGAACCUGCCAAGUCAGACAUUGGCCUGCUUGCAGUGAACUCGGAUAGCAGGGUUCAGAACACACGGAGGAGAGAGCAGAUGCCAUCCUGAAGGUUUCUUGGGUUACUUGUGUGAAUUCCAGUGCUCCAACUAGAUGCUCCUCUAAAGCACCAAGACAUCCAGCAAGAUGGCACAUAAAUCUCCAGAAAAAAAAUGGUCAUUCUACUAGAGAAUAACUUCAUGUAUAUAUUUUUUGCACAUUUUGUGUUAGCUUCUGUAUUAUUUAUGUUUGUAUUGACUGGUUGCCAGGAAACUCAUCUCAUUGACUCUGAUUGAAGGGUCCACUAUAGAUUUAUAUCCUUUCAAUCCCUGAUCAUGUUAUAUGUUUGAAAGAUAAAAUAUUUAAAUUACA